This is a messenger RNA of Ilex paraguariensis (yerba mate), 930 nucleotides long. Lineage: Eukaryota; Viridiplantae; Streptophyta; Magnoliopsida; Aquifoliales; Aquifoliaceae. The record is from the annotation of a GenBank genome assembly.
AUGUCGAAGGUGGUUUAUGAGGGCUGGAUGGUCCGAUAUGGCCGGAGGAAGAUCGGAAGAUCCUUCAUUCAUAUGCGGUAUUUCGUUCUCGAGUCUCGGCUGCUCGCAUAUUACAAGAGGAAGCCUCAGGAUAAUGUGGUUCCAAUCAAGACCCUUCUCAUUGAUGGCAAUUGUAGAGUGGAGGACCGAGGCUUGAAGACACAUCAUGGACAUAUGGUUUAUGUUUUGUCUGUUUACAACAAGAAAGAGAACAAUCAUCGAAUUACGAUGGCAGCAUUCAACAUCCAGGAAGCACUCAUCUGGAAAGAAAAAAUUGAAUCCAUUAUUGAUCAGCAUCAGGAGUCACUAGUUGCUAAUGGUAAUAAAUACCAUUCUUUUGAAUACAAAUCUGGGAUGGAUUGUGGAAGGAAUGCUUCAUCAUCAGAUCAUGAAAGUCAGUUUAGUGCCCCUGAGGAUGAAGAAGAGUCUCAUCGAAAUUUGUCACGGAGAACAACAAUUGGGAAUGGUCCUCCUGAUUCUGUACUUGAUUGGACACAGGAUUUUGACUCUGACUUAGCAAACCAGAAUGCCACCAACCAGGCAUUUUCAAAAAAGCAUUGGCGUCUUCUUCAAUGCCAAAAUGGGUUACUGACAUUUUUUAUGGGGCUUAGUGCAGGACUUCGCAUUUUUGAAGAGCUUCUUGAAGUUGAUUUUCUUCCGAAGAGCUGUAGUAGAGCAAUGAAAGCUGUAGGGGUUGUGGAGGCUACAUGUGAAGAAAUAUUUGAGCUUGUGAUGAGCAUGGAUGGAACACGCUUUGAAUGGGAUUGUAGUUUCCAGUAUGGCAGCUUAGUUGAGGAGGUAGAUGGACAUACAGCAAUACUCUAUCACAGACUUCAGCUGGACUGGUUCCCAAUGUAUGGAUUGCUUUCUUAUGCCUUGAUUAGCAUCUGA